GUUUCGGUUCGUAUAGUUCCGUGUAAAGUAAAAAAACAAAAAAAAACAAUUGAUUUUCGGAACGAGAUUUGCAAAAAAUGUAUCCGGCAUUGACAGUGAAAUCCAUUGUGACGUUGCUGAUAAUUAUCAGCGUUCAAGGAUAUGUUGGUGGUCAUGUGCAAUAUUCUCGCCAUGAACUGCCGCCGUUGUAUACCUUUGACAACUAUGAUGUUUGUUUGAACAAUGGCAAUUCAAAAUUCGACUCCACCUAUUGUAUGGUCUAUGCUGAAGUUCAGGCAGACAACAGCUCCGAGCUGUGGCACAAAAUUGUCACACAUAAAGAGCAUAAAUUCCAUUAUCAUCAUGAUCGCCUAUAUUUUGGGGUGUGCUUGGAAAAAUGUAGGGGAUAUUUGGAAUCGUUGGAGCAUGGUAAUAAUACUUACAAUAAUGCAGGCGAAGGAUUGAAUGAGGAGAUUACCCAGUUCAUCGAAUAUAUCCACAAAAGGCCAUUGGAUAUUGAAAUGCGCCACAGAUAUGGCAUGGCCAUACAAAAUUGCUUGAAUGACGAAUUCGAAAGAAAAUAUGACCUGCAGUUGAAGACAUUUGUGGAAUACUGCGAGGGACCAGCAAAGGAUACAGUUGCAGAAAAAGAUCCGGCUGAAAUUAUUCUGUAUAAGUUCCUUAAAAUGGUUCUCCUUUUAGUGGUUCUUUCAACCAUUUACGAUUUUGUGCUAAGGUCCGACCAAACUGAGGAGAAUCAAACAAAUGACUUCUAUAAAAGUAAUCUUGAACAACCAAUGUCCCGCCUGUUAACCUCAUUCUCCAUAUGCCGCAAUUACUAUCGUCUCAUCCAACCGUAUCGCGGUGAGACUGGCAAUGAUUUCUCCUAUUUGGACGGUUUCCGUUCCGUCUGCACCUUUAUGGUAUUGCAUGGUCACACUUUCUAUCUACAAUUCCAACAUAUUCGUAAUCCAGAAUAUUUUGAGAGUUUUGGCAAGACCUGGCAUGGUCUGUUGGUAUUGAAUUCCACAACGGUUAUUGAAAUAUUUAUGGUAAUGAGCGGUUUGUUGUUGUAUGUCAAAUUCACCGAGGGUGGCUAUGUUACGCCGCAGACCAGUUGGAAGAAAUGCUUGCAAACGUAUCUCUUUAUUGUCAUAAGUCGUUUGAUGAGAUUUCUACCCUCUGUCGCUUUGGUGGUAUGGGUAAAUGCAACAAUUUUCGGUAACUUCAAUGAUGGCCCAUUUUGGCGCCAUGUCUCCGAACCAGGUCGGAUUUUCAGUCGUGAAAAUUGGUGGAAGAAUGUAUUUAUGAUCAACAAUUUCUCCCAGAAAUAUACAGUUAGUUCCCAUACCUGGUAUCUUGCGGCCGAUUUUCAGUUGUUUGUCUUUUAUACAUUUGUACUGAUAUUUAUUUCAAAAUAUCCCCAAUUUAAGAAACGUAUCCUCUAUACAUUGGCCAUUUUAUCGGUUGCUAUACCAACACUGAUUGGUUACAUUUUGAAAUUGGAAUCAGCAUUUAUAAUUAAACCAGAGAGCUAUCGUUAUCAGUUUUUCAUCGAUUGCGAUGUCUUCUACUAUCUAUACACACCCUCCUUUACAAAUCUGGGGGGUUAUCUCUUUGGCAUUUGGUGUGGCGAUCUCUAUUUAAGCCAGCUGCGCAAGGAAGAGGUCCGACGCAAAGUCCGCGGUGUUUUGAAAUACGAAUUGGGUGCCUGGUUGGCAUUUCCAAUUGCCGCUUGUAUUUGUUUUGCGGGCUCAAAAGCCAUAUUCCAAGAGCCUUCUAUAUGGACAGCAUUGUAUAGCGGUUUAUAUCGUAAUCUUUGGAUUGUAUUUGUUUGUGGUUUCCCCCUUUUGGGUAUGGCAUGCCAAGGCGGAAUGAUGGCCUAUGAUUUUUGCCGUUUACCCAUAUUCCGUGUCCUGGCCCGUCUAUCGUUUCAAAUGUAUCUAUGGCAUGUUAUGAUUCUCCAACUGAUGAAUGGUUAUCAGCGGGAGCCUUAUUUUAUGAAUACCUGGUAUUAUAAUGCCCAAGGCACAAUUACCAUCAUCUUUUCCUUAGUUGUGGCAUUUUUUGCUUGCCUUUUCAUUGAGUAUCCCUUUGCACAAUUUUUCGAUGCCUUACAGAGCAGGGGAGGCAAGUCAAAGGCUUCAGUUCCUAAACUCUCUAAGGAAGCCAAGGUUCAAUAAAUUCCUAAAAUUAGUACUAAGUGUUAUGUAUUCAUAAGAUUUUAAUUAAUAUAAUAAAUUAUAGGUUUAUAGCUUAAAA
Musca domestica (house fly) is the source of this 2241-nucleotide messenger RNA. Its product is annotated as O-acyltransferase like protein. Bases 78 to 2162 code for a protein of 694 amino acids. NCBI's taxonomy places the organism in Eukaryota, Metazoa, Arthropoda, Insecta, Diptera, Muscidae. Gene Ontology annotation, molecular function: acyltransferase activity, transferring groups other than amino-acyl groups. The record is from RefSeq and is a predicted model, not a curated record. The transcript is spliced from 12 exons.